This is a messenger RNA of Zerene cesonia (dogface butterfly), 2243 nucleotides long. Its product is annotated as serine/threonine-protein phosphatase 2A regulatory subunit B'' subunit gamma-like. The coding region runs from base 246 to 1679 and encodes 477 amino acids. Gene Ontology annotation, biological process: B cell homeostasis; T cell homeostasis; positive regulation of B cell differentiation. The record is from RefSeq and is a predicted model, not a curated record. Lineage: Eukaryota; Metazoa; Arthropoda; Insecta; Lepidoptera; Pieridae. Gene Ontology annotation, cellular component: centrosome; spindle. The transcript is spliced from 7 exons.
AAUAUUUUUUGGCUACAUUGGAGUGUUAUUUGUAAACAAAACUGGAGAGUCGAGAAAUCUUUGAAAGAAGUUAAACGAAUGCAACGAUUGUCAAAUUAUUUGCAAAUCGGUUUUUUAAAUACGUUGAAGUAAAGUAUUAUUAAUUCAUUUGUGCUUACAUUGUGGAAGAGUGGUUGCGUAAAAUAAUCUGAAUUCUCACGCUAAUACUCUGUAAUAAAGGUUGAAUUGCAUAUCUAUAACAAAACAUGUCUGAAAUAAAGAAGGAAAGUAAAUCUGUCGAAACUCAAAAUAAUGUAACGACGGAUAUAGUCAAAUUGGAUGAGGAGCAAAUAAAAAUCAAUAACAAAUUGAAGGAGCGCUUGAGAAAGUACAUAAAAAAGCUUGAUGAUACUGGCACCAGUACUACAAAAGAAGAAAGCGAAAAGAUAGAACUAGACACCUUCAAACAAUUGUACAAGCCUAAAAUAGAUGGAAAUGAAGCCUCAUACAAGAAAAUACCAAAAUUCUAUUUCAAACUGCCAAGAUCUGAUGAUGUCCUCUCACAGAAACUAAGGGAGGAAACGAGAGCUCAAUUUUUACAGAAGAAAAGCAAGGAAUUACUGGAUAACAGUGAGCUGAAGCAUCUGUGGAGUCUGCUGGAGAAGUCUAAUGGAUGCUACAGUAUGGCCAGCAGUGACGAGCUGACAAUUGAUUAUUUGCAGUUCAGGAAAGUUCGCGAUGAGGCUGGACCUAAGUAUCGACCAUACUUCACAGCGGAAGUAUUUGGAAGGCUGCAAGCCGCAGAAGGUGGGGUGGGUCGCGUGAGAGGCGUGUCUCUGUUCAAUUACGUGAUGAGGAGGGUGUGGCUUCAGCAGACAAGGAUCGGCCUUUCCUUGUAUGAUGUGACGGGACAGGGCUAUUUAACAGAGCAUGAUCUCGAAAGCUAUAUAGCAGAAUUGGUACCGUCGCUAGCGGCACUAGAUGGUCUGGACUCCUCCUUCACGUCGUUCUACGUGUGCACGGCGGCGAGGAAGUUCCUCUUCUUUCUAGAUCCCCUCAGGGUGGGCAGGGUGAGAAUAAGGGAUGUGCUCUCCUGUUCAUUUUUGGACGAUUUAUUGGAGCUUCGGGAAGAAGAUCUACCAAUGGAACUGCAAGAACAGAACUGGUUCAGUGCAGCAUCAGCUCUGAGAGUCUACGGGCAGUACCUUAAUCUCGACAGAGAUCAUAACGGGAUGCUGAGCAUAAAUGAAUUGGCAGGGUAUGGAUCAGGAACAUUGACGCGAGCGUUCCUACAACGUGUAUUUCAGCAAUGUCUCACGUACGACGGGGAAAUGGACUAUAAGACAUAUCUAGAUCUAGUGUUAGCGCUGGAGAACAGGCGCCAGCCGGCCGCGCUCGCUUAUCUGUUCAGGGUCUUGGAUAUAAACUCACAGGGGUAUUUGGACGCGUUUACGCUGAAUUAUUUCUUUAAGGCAAUACAAGAGCAAAUGAUAGCCCACGGCGCGGAACCGGUCAACUUCGACGACGUUAAAGACGAAAUCUUCGACAUGAUCCGUCCAGAACACCCAUCUCGUAUCACCCUCCAGGACCUGAUCCGGAGUGGGCAGGGCCACACGGCCGUGUCCAUACUGCUGGAACUGCACGGCUUCUGGGCGUACGAGAAUAGGGAGGCGCUGGCCGCUGCUGGGGACCAUUCGUGAAUGUUCUGGAAGGCUCUGGAGUGUUCUGGAACUCUUAGGGUAAUAGUGUGUUUGGAAAGAUUGUGGAAAGUUGUGGAAUAUACUGGAAAGUCCUGGUGUGUUGCGGAAAGUUGUGAAAUGUUCUGGAAUGAUCAGCAUGCAAUGGCGUGGUAGUUAGAUUGAGAUUGUUCUAGAAGUUUAUAUGGACUUUUAUAUUCUAUUGAAUACUGUGGAUUAUAAUUCAAAAUAUGAUUUUGGAGAUCUAAGGAAUUUAUCUAGAAUUUUCUGCCUUUAAAAAUAUUCAAUAUUUAUGGGAUUGUUGUAGAAAUUUCGAUAAUGUAACAUCUCAGUGGUAUAAAUGAAUAUGAAAAUAUUGCAGAGUUGAGCAUUUUUCUCAAGAUUUGUCUAGAAUUCACUUAGUAUUUGUUCUUUCUAAUGAUUAAGUUUGAGAAAUGUCUACUUUAUAUUAUACCAGUGUCGCUAUUUCAAGAUUGAAAUUAAAUGACGAUAUACGAUGUACUUAUUUACAUUUUUAUACCGUUCAGAUAACUGUGACCUCUUUUUUAUAUUAAUAAAAAAAAAUGG